Pochonia chlamydosporia 170 is the source of this 1437-nucleotide messenger RNA. RefSeq names its product ATP-dependent rRNA helicase RRP3. Gene Ontology annotation, molecular function: ATP binding; RNA helicase activity; nucleic acid binding. The record is from RefSeq and is a predicted model, not a curated record. The coding region runs from base 1 to 1437 and encodes 478 amino acids. The transcript is spliced from 2 exons. NCBI's taxonomy places the organism in Eukaryota, Fungi, Ascomycota, Sordariomycetes, Hypocreales, Clavicipitaceae.
AUGGGCGACGUCAAGCGAAGAAAAGUCUCACACGGUGCGCAGAAGAAGCGCCCUGUACUGCAGAGCAGCCCUCCACCCGCUCCUUCGUCUGAGCCAUCAGCAUCCAGCGAUGAAGAGGAAUCCGCAACUCUCGACGGAGCAGCUGUAGAAGAAUCCAGCACAAGGCCCAAAACCUUCAAAGACCUGGGAAUCGUCGAUUCAUUAUGCGAAGCCUGCGAAUCCCUCAACUAUAAAUACCCAACACCGAUCCAAGAAAAGUCCAUCCCAGUCGCCUUGACGAAUCGCGACAUUAUCGGUCUUGCUGAAACUGGUAGCGGAAAGACCGCCGCCUUUGCCCUGCCAAUUCUUCAAGCUCUGCUCGAGAAGCCACAGCCGCUGUUUGGCCUCGUCCUCGCCCCGACUCGAGAACUUGCCCACCAGAUCGGCCAGGCCUUCGAAGCUCUCGGUGCCUUGAUAUCACUACGAUGUGCCGUCAUUGUUGGUGGCUUGGACAUGGUUCCUCAAGCAGUUGCGCUUGGAAAGAAGCCGCACAUUAUUGUAGCUACUCCAGGACGACUGGUAGACCACCUGGAAAAGACAAAGGGGUUUUCGCUGCGCACGCUCAAAUACCUGGUCAUGGACGAGGCCGAUCGUCUGCUAGAUAUGGAUUUCGGCCCUGCCAUCGACAAGCUGCUCAAGUUCAUCCCCCGCGAAAGAAGAACAUACCUCUUCUCUGCGACACUCAGCUCCAAAGUCGAAAGUCUGCAGCGAGCCAGUUUACGAGACCCCGUUCGCGUCAGCAUCAGCAGCAACAAGUACCAGACUGUUUCGACUCUCCUGCAACAUCUCCUCUUUAUCCCGCAGACCCGCAAAGACACCUACCUGAUAUACCUGGUCAACGAAUUCGCCGGCAAGUCCACCAUCAUCUUCACCCGCACCGUCUGGGAAACACAACGAGUGGCCAUCCUCCUCCGCACCCUUGGCUUCGGCGCCAUCCCUCUCCACGGCCAACUCUCACAAUCUGCCCGUCUCGGCGCCCUCAACAAAUUCCGCUCCGGAUCCCGCGACAUUCUCGUCGCCACUGACGUCGCAGCCCGUGGUCUGGAUAUCCCCAAGGUCGACGUCGUUCUCAACUACGACCUGCCGCAAGACUCGAAAACGUACAUCCACAGAGUCGGUCGUACGGCACGAGCCGGCAAGUCCGGUAUUGCCUUGAGUUUCACGACGCAAUAUGACCUCGAAAUAUUCCAGCGCAUUGAGGCGGCACUAGGCAAGAAACUGGACCCCUACCCCAGUGAGAAGGAGGAAGUCAUGGCGUUUCAAGCUCGUGUUGAAGAGGCACAGAGGCAUGCGAGAAUAGAAAUGAAGGCCUUGUCGGAGAGGAGGGAUAGACAUGGUAAGAAAGGAAAGGGGGAUAAGAAGAGGCGACGUGACGACAUGGACAAGGAGGAAGGUUAG